AUGGGCUCCAUCAAGAAGCCCACCACCCACCCACGAGCUGCUGGAAGAGCCCCACCUACAGAUCCUCCAGCUGACCCACUGACACUCCCGGCACCUCCAGUGCCUCAACCACACACACCCACUCUGUGGCUACCUGUGCACCCUCCUGUAGGUGGCAGUGAGGAUGAGGUUUGGAAGAUGGCAAGAAAUUUGCAAAAUUCUGUUGUUUCCUACACUGAUACCAAAAAGCUGCUAAGAAAUAUGAUGGACGAGCAACAAACUUCCUUGGAUUAUUUAUCCAAUCAGGUUAACGAGCUCAUGAACCGGGUUCUCCUUCUGACCACAGAAGUUUUCAGAAGGCACCUGGAUCCUUUUCCCCACAGGCCGGUUCAGUCACAUGGUUUAGAUUGUACUGAUAUUAAAGGUACCAUUGGCUCUGUCACCAAAACACCAAGUGGUUUAUAUAUAAUCUACCCAGAAGGAUCUAGUUACCCGUUUGAGGUAAUGUGUGACAUGGAUUACCGAGGAGGUGGAUGGACCAUGAUACAGAAGAGGGUUGACGGGGUCAUUGAUUUCCAAAGGCUGUGGUGUGAUUAUCUGGACGGACUUGGCGACCUUUUAGGCGAAUUUUGGCUAGGACUAAAAAAGAUUUUUUAUAUAGUAAAUCAGAAAAAUACCAGUUUUAUGCUGUAUAUUGCAUUGGAAUCUGAAGAUGACACAUUUGCUUAUGCAUCAUAUGAUAACUUUUGGCUAGAAGAUGAAAAAAGAUUUUUUAAGAUGCACUUAGGACAGUAUUCAGGAAAUGCUGGUGAUGCUUUCCGGGGCUUCAGAAAAGAAGAAAACCAAAACGCAAUGCCUUUCAGCACAUCAGAUGUGGAUAAUGAUGGGUGUCGCCCCGCAUGCCUAGUCCGGGGUCAGUCCAUGAAAAGCUGUAGUCACCUGAGUAACAACACAGGCUGGUGGUUCAACCAGUGUGGUCUAGUGAACCUAAACGGCAUUCAUCACUUCCCUGGAAAAUUGCUUGCAACUGGAAUCCAGUGGGGCACAUGGACCAAAAACAACUCACCUAUCAGGAUUAAAUCUGUUUCAAUGAAGAUUAGAAGUAUUUACAAUCCAUAUUUUAAGUAA
Molecule: messenger RNA, 1107 nt
Organism: Zalophus californianus (California sea lion)
Lineage: Eukaryota; Metazoa; Chordata; Mammalia; Carnivora; Otariidae
Product: angiopoietin-related protein 5-like
Source: RefSeq, a predicted model, not a curated record